CGACGCUUGGAGUUGUGCCUGUUGCAAAGAACGAAAGCGCCGCGAAUUCAACGUCACCAUGGACGUACGCAGUCCCAAUCGGAGACUGCGGAUCGUCGUGGACAACCCAGACAAGAAGGAGAAACCCCCGACUCCCAAGAACAUGUACUCGCUGGUCCUUGACACCAAGUACGACCUUCAGUUUGUCGACCCAAAGGAAGAAAAGCAACCGGCAACACCUACUGCACCUCCGAGUUCGCUCGGGUUUUCGUCUCCACACCCCAAGACCUCACUAAAAGGCGCGCGAUCACCCAAGAAAAUCCCAGAAAUUUCCCUUCUCAAGAGUCCUCCCAAGGACAAGAAGGUCGGCAAGAAGCCAGUCGACACUUCUGGCAAUGCCAACGCUGCUCCAGUUCCAACAUCCGUUGUGUCUGCAGCUUCUCCUUCCAAGAAGACAACGUCGUCGUUGGAGUUCCUCCGAAAGUCUCUGGUCAUGGACGUUCCAGAACCGACAAGCGACGACGUCCGCUCUCCGUCAAAGCCAGACACAUUGCAUCCUUCAGCAUCCUCACACCCUUCCGUCCCGUCGCCACAUGGAACUCUUGACGGAACCACUGACGAAGGCCUCAUUCGCGCUGCGGGGCUGCACACGGGCGAGGACGCGAUCUCGUUCUUUGCACGCAACGGUUCUAACAGCCAAAUCAAGUUUGUGCACUUGAACCGAGCGGAAUCGGCGUUGCUGUUCCGGCCGUACGAUCUCACGGUCGUGCUGCCUGGCGACGCGCAGGCCGAGCACUUCACCAUGUCGGCCAGUGGUCUCGUGCACAUCCAACCGGGGUCGCCGUCCGAGUUCAUCGCGCUGGCAGAGUGGAUGCGCCAGUCAACGCUGUUCAACGUGCUCACGAACUUUCGCUUCUACAAGUACUACCUCGUGAACAAAGCGUUCAUGGCAUGGAGCACGCGCGUACGGUACAAGUUGUUUUGCCGCCAGCGCAAGCAGCUGUGCAACACGUUGUACUUGGGCAAGGACAGCUUCUCGACGCCGCUGUUGCAAGUGAAAAAGGUCAUGAUGGAUCUACAGAGCGUGCUGCUGCUAGACUUUCGCGCGCAAAAGACGUACGAAGCCAGCGCGUUCGUCGAGUACCAAGCGACAAAGCGCACGGACGCGUCCAAGCAGUUUGAGUCGUGUGUCGAGAAACUGCAAGCGAUUGCGCAAAAAGUAUGCGCCGACGUCAACAACCUCGCCCGCCAAGCGCACCAGAACGACGACCUGAACGACUUGUCCGUGUCCGUGCAUGCCGACAAGACCAAGUCCAUCGUCGCAGCAAAGCACGAACAGAUUCAGCGCCGUAAGCUGCUCAAGCGCGCGGCGGAAGAAGCGUCCAUGUUGUGCGACUUCAUUCGGCUCAUCGACUACAUCACGACCGAGAACCUCGUGCUGCUGGCCGUGGCGAGUUGCCGCGAAUUCCUCGCCGAGCUGUCCAAGACGCCGCGCAAGACGGGGUUGUUUGAGACAACGAUCCACUUUGGAGACACGGACACGGUGUUUUCGCCCACGUGUGAGCAGAUCCAGGCGAUCGUCGUGAGUAUGACCGACGACAUUGUCGGCGCCGUGAACUCGGUGUCGCGCAUCAUUUACUUGCGCCCGUUUGCCCAGUACAUGGCCAACGCCAUUACAGACGGGCCCCACAUUGGGCCGACGAUCACCCACAGCGUCGACUUUCAGUCGAUUCGCGCCGACUUGGUUGCCAAGAUUCAAAACGACUAUGCGGAAGCCACCGACUACGUCAAGAUAUUUGACAGCGUUCGGCCCAUCUUUGAGUACGACAAGCAGUGGGAUUUUGAAAGCGACUACUCGCAGCGCACGCACACGGUGACGUCGCUCAAGGCGGACAUGCUGCAGAUCGCGACGUGGGAAAAAGAGCUAGAAAAGAUGCGCGCCGGCCAAACGAUUGGCAUUUUGCACGUCGAGAGCCGCAAGUUAAAGCAAAACCUGAUUCCGAUGACCGCGGCAAAGCUGGACGCGAUGAAAGGCCUUGUGAAAGACCAAGCCCGCGCCAAGUGCAAACUGCAGUUGGGCGAGUACAAGCAGCGCAUUCAAAUGCUGAGCCAACGGCCGCAGCACUUGAAGGAGUUUGCGGCGCACGUCGAGCGCGUGCAAGGGUUGAAGCAAAAGCAAAAGGCCCUUGUGAAAAACACCAACGUCGUCGACGAAAUGUACCGUCUCUUGGGCAACUACGGCGUGCGCAUUAGCAGCGAAGACAUGGUCCAGCUAGAUGAUUUGCGAAGCGUCCAGGAAAGCUACAAGGAAGAAACGGACGCCGUCGACGUGUACAUCCACGGCAAGUUGAGUGAAAUGACGCAGCAACUCGACUCGAACAUUGCUCGAUUGGACGAACAAACGGUGCAACUGAACGAGCAACUGCAAACGGGUGCGUUUAUCGACGCGACCAACUUUGACGAGACGGGUAUCGUGCUGGGCGAGCUGGACGUGGUCAAGCAACGUCUGGGGCAACUCGAGGAGCUGUCCAAGCAGUACUCGGAAUACCAAACGCUGUUCAAUAUCGACCCGUACAACUAUGUCAACUUGACAACAACGAUGGAUUACUACAACACGGUGGAAGCGCUGUGGACAGCCGUGGACAAGUGGAACGACCAGCAGCGCAACGUGCUACACAAUCCAUUCGCGGACAUUCAAGUCGAAGAACUUGCCAAGGAUGUGGCCGUAGCGUUUAAAGACGCGUAUGCGAUGCACAAGAAGCUCAGCAACGACGUGACGGCGUUACUCAAAGACAAGGCGGCCGAGUUCAAACUCAAAAUCCCCACGAUUCUCGAGCUCGGGUCGCCGAGCAUGAAGGACCGGCACUGGGAAAAAAUCUUCAAAGCGCUCAACCAACCGUGGUACCCCGGGAUUGCGUUUACACUCGACAACUUGAUCGCGUACGACAUUUUCGAGUUCAAGGACUUGGUGAGUGAAAUCUCGGCCACGUCCUCUGGUGAGGCGCAGAUCGAAGCGUCGCUGAACAAGAUCAAGCUGGGAUGGGAACAAACCAAGUUUACGUGCAUCCCGCAUCGCGAUUCCAAGGAAAUGUUCAUCUUGGGGGGAUUGGAAGACAUUUUGAUGCUGCUCGAAGACAACCAAGUGACGCUGCAGACGAUGAUGGGGUCGCGGUUCAUUCUGGGCGUCAAAGACGAAGUCGACCGGUGGAACAAGAAGCUCGCGCUGCUGUCCGAGACGCUGGAUGAGUGGGUGACCUGUCAGCGCAACUGGAUGUACCUGGAGACGAUCUUUUGCGCCGAGGACAUUCAAAAGCAAUUGCCGAUUGAAGCUCAAAAGUUUCAAUUGGUGGACAAAAACUGGCGCACGACCAUGGUUCGUACCAACGACGACCCGUCCGUGCUCAAAGCGGUCGAGAACGGCUCCGAAAUGCUGGACCAGUUCAAAGUGUCCAACCAGCUGCUCGAGGAGAUCCAAAAGUCGCUCGAAGACUACUUGGAAACCAAGCGCAUGGCGUUUCCCCGGUUUUACUUUUUGUCCAAUGACGAAUUGCUUGAAAUCCUGAGCCAGACCCGUGACCCCCGCGCCGUACAGCCCCACUUGAGCAAGUGUUUUGACGCAAUCAAGUCGGUCCACUUUGAGACGUUGCCGGGGCAAUCGACCCCAAGCAACCGCAUCACGGCCAUGGUGAGUGCUGAAGGCGAGCGCGUGACGUUUCCAAAUGUCGUCGUGGCCCAAGGGCCCGUGGAGAUGUGGCUGCUCGAGGUCGAAAAAGCUAUGCGCGAUAGUUUGUACACCGAGUCGUACGCGUCGUUCAAGGCGUACCCCGUGGAACACGCGAUCGACCGCAAGGAGUGGCUGUUUGCCUUUCCGUCGCAGGUAAUCAUCAUGAUCGACCAAGUGUUUUGGACGCGCAACGUCGGCCUCGCGAUCGUCCAAGUGGAGCGACAUGAAAACGCACAGGCAUUGGACGAGUUCCUAGCGUUCAGUCUCAAGCAGAUCGACGGCAUGGUCGUGUUGGUGCGAAGCGACUUGACCAAAUUGCAGCGAAGCCUCAUGGGGGCCCUCAUCACCAUCGACGUGCACGCGCGAGACGUGGUACGUUCGCUGUGCGCCAACAAGGUGUCGUGCCUCACGGACUUUGAAUGGACGCGCCAAUUGCGGUACUACUGGGAAGAAGAGAUCAACAACUGCGUCGCGCGACAGACCAACACGCGGUUUGUGUACGCGUACGAGUACUUGGGCAACACGCCGCGGCUGGUCAUCACGCCGCUCACGGAUAUCUGCUACAUGACACUGACGGGGGCGUUGCAUUUGAGACUGGGGGGCGCCCCCGCUGGUCCCGCCGGCACUGGCAAGACGGAAACCACCAAAGAUCUGGCCAAGGCGUUGGCAGUGCAGUGCGUCGUGUUCAAUUGCUCGGACGGGUUAGACUACAAGAUCAUGGGGCGGUUCUUUUCGGGAUUGGCCCAAGCCGGGGCAUGGGCCUGCUUUGACGAGUUCAACCGCAUCGAUAUUGAAGUACUCAGUGUGAUUGCCCAGCAAGUUUUGUGCAUUCAACAGGCCAUCAUUUGCAACGCCGACCAGUUUGACUUUGAAGGAAAGCUCAUUCGACUCAACACUGGCUUUGGCGUGUUCAUCACGAUGAACCCUGGGUACGCUGGGCGGACAGAACUACCCGAUAACCUCAAGGCGCUGUUCCGACCCGUUGCCAUGAUGGUACCCGACUACCGCCUCAUUGCGGAAAUCGUCUUGUUUUCCGAAGGGUUUGCCAACGCACUACCGCUAUCGCACAAAAUGACACAGCUGUACUCGCUGUCGUCGGAGCAGCUGUCCAAGCAGGACCAUUACGAUUUUGGCAUGCGCGCCGUCAAGUCGGUGCUCGUGGCGGCGGGGCAGCUCAAGCGAAAGUGGCCCGAGACGCACGAGGACCUGCUGCUCAUUCGUGCGAUGCGGGACUCAAACGUCCCCAAGUUCCUCGAAGCGGACUUGCCGCUGUUUCGUGGCAUCAUCAGCGACUUGUUUCCAGGUGUGGUGGUGCCGUUUGUCGACUACGGGGUGCUGCAAAAGGCGAUUGAAACGCAGCUGGCGGUGCUCAAUCUGCAACAAGUCAACUCGUUUGUGGCCAAGACCAUCCAAGUGCACGAAACGCAGUUGGUCCGCCACGGCAUGAUGCUGGUCGGCGAGGCUGGCAGCGGCAAGUCUACGAACGCGCUAAUCCUGGCCAAAGCGUUGACGGCACUGCACGAGCAAGGUGUCGUCGAUCGCGACGGGUUUUACAAGGUGGUCACACGCCUCAUUCUGAACCCCAAGAGCAUUUCUGCAGGCCAAUUGUACGGGGAAUUCAACCUGCUCACAUCCGAGUGGACGGACGGAUUGGUCCCCAAACUCGUCCGGCAAGCGGUGGCUGAAGCCAGCGAAAGCGACGCGCGGAAUUGGGUCGUGUUUGACGGGCCCGUGGAUGCCGUCUGGAUUGAAAACAUGAACACUGUCCUGGACGAUAACAAGACGUUGUGUCUGGCUAACAGCGAGCGCAUCAAACUUCCGUCCACAUUGCACAUGCUGUUCGAAGUCCAAGACCUGCGCGUGGCCUCCCCCGCGACCGUCAGUCGAUGCGGCAUGGUGUACAUGGAGCAAGUCCAUGUCGGGCUCAUCUCACUCGCGCGCACGUGGAAAGUGAACGUGUUGGACAAAAUCCUGUCGACCGAAUUCGCAACCAUUGUACUGGAACUGGUCGAGAUUCACGUACCGGUGGCGAUUCAGUUUGUCCGAGCCAAGUGCCGCGAAAAAGUGCCGAGCAACAACGGCAACCUCAUGCAGUCGUUUCUGAACCUGCUUGCGUCGUGCCUGUCGGCGCCAUCCGUGGUCGCGAGCACGGCCAGCAACGGGGCCGACAUGGGCUCGCUUGCACGCAUGUACUUCAUCUUCUCCCUGUCGUGGAGCGUCGGCGCCAACAUCGACGACGCGUCCCGGCCAAAGUUCCAUGAGUUCUGCCUCACGCAACUUGCGCAUUUGUUCGAAUAUGUCGGCACCGUGGACAACGUGUACAACUACGCUGUGGACGACACCAAUGCCACGUGGGUGUCGUGGGUGCACCGCACGCCCCAGUUUACGUACGACCCCAAGGCGUCCUACUUUGCGAUGCUCGUGCCGACGCAGGACACGACGAGGUUCCGAUUUCUGCUGGAGCGGCUCAUGUCCAAUGGCCACCACGUACUGUACAGUGGCGAGACCGGGGUCGGCAAGUCUGUGAUCAUCCAGUCGUUUCUGGACGACAUGACCAAGACCGACUCGUUUGUUGCGUCCACGAUGGGCUACAGUGCCCAAACCAAACCCGCGAAUUUGAACGAAAUGCUCGAACUCAAGCUGGAAAAGAAGCGCAAAAACUUGCUUGGGGCCCCCCAUGGCAAGAAGAUGCUCAUGUUCAUCGACGACCUCAACAUGCCGGCGCUCGAAGUGUACGGCGCCCAGCCGCCCAACGAACUGCUCCGCCAAGUGAUCGAUUCCGGUGGGUUCUACGACAUGGACAAGAUGUUCUUCAAGAACGUCAUCAACGUCGUGUUUGCAGCCGCGUGUGCGCCACCGGGGGGCGGCCGGUCGGACGUGACGCCGCGCCUCAUCCGGCACUUCCACAUGUGCUGGAUCCCCAACUUGUCGGCGGACGCGAUGACCCAGAUCUUUGUGUCGAUCCUCAGUGGCUUCCUCGACGUGGAGAUUCCCACGCUGAGUCACAUGUCCACCGCGAUCGUCACGGCCAGUGUGGAAUUGUACCAGCGCGUGGAGGCGGAGCUGCUGCCGACGCCGUCCAAGUCGCACUAUACGUUCAACCUGCGGGACUUGUCCAAAGUGUUUCAAGGCGUGCUCAUGGUGAAGAAAGCCAACGCGUCCACGGCGGACGGACUCGUGCGGCUGUGGCUACAUGAAGAAGCGCGGGUGUUUCGGGAUCGGUUGAUUGACGCCACAGAUCGCGCGUGGUUCAACGCGGCGUGCUCGACGUUGUUAGAAUCCCAUUUGAAGCUGAUCUGGGAACCCGCCGUGUUUGACUCGUGCUUAUAUGGCGACUUUGCGACCCGGGAACAUCGCACGUAUGCUGAAAUGACAGACGUGAGCCGUCUCAACGGCCUCCUGCUCGAGUACUUGGAGGAGUACAACAUUACGUUUCCGAGUCAAAUGCACUUGGUGUUUUUCAACGACGCGAUCCACCACAUCAGUCGCAUUUGCCGGAUUCUGAGGCAGCCACGAGGCAACGCCCUCUGCGUCGGCGUCGGAGGCAGCGGUCGGCAGAGUCUGACGCGGCUGGCAGCGUUCAUGGCCGACUACCGGUGCUUUUCCAUUGAAAUCACGCGCGGGUACGGCGCCGACGAGUUCCACGAAGACCUCAAGACGAUCCUCAUGGUGGCGGGCGCCGAAGCCAAGCCGGUGGUGUUCUUGUUCAGCGACACGCAAAUCGUGGUCGAGUCGUUCCUCGAGGACAUCAACAACAUUCUCAACACGGGGGACGUCCCCAACUUGUACGCGGCCGACGAAAUGGAGAAAAUCGUGAGCAUGGUGCGUCCUAUCGCGGCCGGGAUGGGCAAAGUCACUCGGGAAGACAUCAUCGCACAUUAUUUGACGUUGGUUCGGGAAAACUUGCACUUUGUGCUGGCAUUUUCGCCCAUCGGCGCCGGGUUCCGCAAUCGCUGUCGCAUGUUUCCGUCGCUGGUCAACUGUUGUACGAUCGACUGGUUCAACGCGUGGCCCGAAGACGCGCUGCAUUCCGUGGCGAUUCGGUUUCUAGCUGCGUCGGCGGAGGAGCUGGGUAUCGACGAGCACGUCGAGACGUUGUGCAACAUGGCGGUGACCAUCCAUCGAAGUGUCGAGGCGGCCACGGCCAAGUACUUUAAGGAGCUCAAGCGGCAAACAUAUACGACACCGACGUCGUACUUGGAGCUGAUUCGAUUGUACGUGGAUAUGUUGCGAACGCAGCGCGGACUGGUCAAAGCAAAAGAAGCGCGGUACCGUGGCGGGCUCAAGAAGCUCGCGGAAACCGAAGAGAUUGUCGGUAACCUCAAGAACGAACUGAUUGUGCUGCAGCCCGUGUUGGUCAAGUCUCAGCAGGAAACGUCCGAAUUGCUGACCCAAGUGACCAAGGACCAGGAAGAAGCCGACAAGCAGCAAGUGCUCAUCGAAGCGGACGUGAACGCGGCCAACUUGAUCGCCGACGAAGUCAAAGUAAUCAAGGACGACUGUCAAAAGGAUCUGGACGAAGCCAUGCCGGCGUACUAUGCCGCCAUUGGCGCGUUGAAUUCGCUCAAGAAGGAUGACAUCACGGUCGUUAAGUCGUUUGCGAACCCGCCAAAGAUGGUGGGGGUGACUAUGAACGCCAUUUGUCUGCUCUUUGGGUCGAAACAAGAGUGGAACGAAGGCAAGAAGCUCCUCAAUGACAUGAAGUUUCUAGACAAGCUCAAGGAAUUCGACAAGGACAACAUCCCCCCCAAGACGAUCCGCCAACUGGCCAAGUUUGUCCAAGACGAGGAAUUCACGCCGGAAAACCUCGCCAGUGUGUCGUCGGCUGCCACGUCGCUGUGCAUGUGGGUGCGUGCCAUGUACACGUACGACUCGGUGGCCAAGAACAUUGGCCCAAAGAAAGAAAAGCUCAAGGGCGCCGAAGCCACGCUGGCCGCGGAACAAGCCAAGCUCGAAAUCAAGCAAACGGGGCUCAACGAAGUGCUGGCCAAAGUCGCCGGGCUCAAGCGCACGCUGCAGGAAGCGCAGACGAAAAAAGCCGAGCUCGAGGCGCAGACGGCGCUGACGCAGGCGCAGCUCGGCCGCGCGGAGAAGCUGAUUGACAGUUUGGGCGAGGAAAAGGGGCGGUGGCUGGAAUGCGCCGACAACCUGGGUCUGGACAUGAUCAACUUGGUGGGCAACAUGAUCCUCAGUUCGGGGUGCAUUGCGUACAUGGGGCCAUUCACAGCCGAGUUCCGCGCCGACAUGCAAGUCAUGUGGGUGCGAUUCUGCAAGGAAUCGCACCUGCCCGUGGACAACAACUUUAGUCUGGAGCGGAUUCUGAGCGACCCGGUCGUGGUGCGCGAGUGGAACAUCAUGGGGCUUCCCGCGGAUGCAUUUUCGACCGAGAAUGGACUGUUUGCUACGAUGGGGCGUCGGUGGCCCCUCAUGAUUGACCCCCAAGGUCAAGCCAACAAGUGGAUCAAAAACAUGUACAAAACGUCCAACUUGCAAAUCAUCAAGUUGACAGAAAAGGACUUUUUGCGGACGUUGGAGAACGCGAUUCGAUACGGCAUGCCCGUGUUGCUUGAAAAUGUCGAGGAAGAGCUCGACCCGAGCUUGGAACCGGUAUUACUCAAGCAAGUGUUUAAGCGAUCUGGGCAGAACUUGCUGCACUUGGGGGACGCGGACAUUCCGUACUCGGAAGCGUUUCGGUUUUACAUUACGACCAAGCUCGCGAAUCCACACUACAUGCCCGAAGUGUGCAUCAAAGUGACCGUGAUCAACUUCACUGUGACGUUGACGGGGCUGGAAGAUCAACUGCUCGUGGACGUCGUCCGGAACGAACGGCCCGACUUGGAGCAAAAGAAAGACGAGCUCACGGUCGCGAUUGCCGCCGACAAGAAGGCGCUCAAGGAGAUUGAAGACAAGAUUCUGUACAUGUUGGAAAACUCCAAGGGCAACAUCCUCGACGACGAAGAGCUCAUCGACACGCUAAGCCACAGCAAAGUCACGUCGAGCGCAAUCAAAACCCGCAUGUCCGAGGCGGAAAUUACGUCCAACGAAAUCAACCGCACGCGCGAAGGCUACCGCUGCGUGGCCGUGCGCGGGUCCAUCAUUUACUUUGUGAUUGCCAACUUGGCGCUGGUGGAUCCGAUGUACCAGUACUCGCUGCAGUACUACCAAAAGCUGUUUGUGAUGCGCCUCGAAUUGAGCGAAAAGGCCGACGACCUGCUCGCCCGGCUCGACAUCCUGAUGAACGACGUCACCAUGAGCAUGUUUGUAAACGUGUGCCGCGGACUGUUUGAAAAGGACAAGGUCGUGUUUGCGUUUAUGAUUGUCGCGUCGAUUCUGCGACAGCGUCACGCUAUUUCCACGGCCGAGUGGAACUUUUACCUUAUUGGCGCCAAGCGAACGCACGCGGUGGAUGCGACGCGCAAGCCAAAGUGGCUUCCCGAACGCGUGUGGAUUGGAGUCGAGACGCUCUUGGAGGUGAACCCUGUCGCAUUUGAAUCGUUGCCAGCAUCUUUGGUCGAAUACACUCAGACGUGGCGCGAGACCAUCUUGUACUCGGCGUUGCCGCACCAAGAACCGAUUCCGGGCGAGUUGAAUGAAUCGCUCACGAAUUUCCAAAAGCUGCUGGUGCUGCGCGUGUUCCGAGAGGAAAUGCUCGUGUUUGGCACGCGAGAGUUUGUCGGGCGCGAAGCUGGCGCCUUCUUCACCGAGUCGCCGCCGUUUGAUCUCAAAGGGUGCUACUCGGACUCAGCCCCAGACAUUCCGCUGAUCUUUGUUCUCAGUCCGGGCGCCGAUAUUACAGACUACUUGUUGGAGCUGGCCAAGAACGAAGGCAAGGACGGUCCGGGGCUCAAGAUCAUAUCGCUGGGCCAAGGCCAAGGUCCGAUCGCCGAAGCGCUCAUGAAGACCGCGCGGGAAACCGGCGACUGGGUGUGUCUGCAAAACUGCCACUUGGCGGUCAGUUGGCUAGGGAAGCUCGAGCAACUCUUGGAAAAGAGCAAGGAACUGGACAUCCACCCCCAAUUCCGACUCUGGUUGACGAGUAUGCCGAGUGCCAAGUUUCCCGUGCCAAUCUUACAAAACGGCAUCAAAAUCACCAACGAACCUCCCAAAGGCAUGCGCGCCAACUUGGGCCGCACGUUUCUCGACAUGAAGGACGUGGACUUUGAGGGGUGCUCCAAGCCCCGUGAGUAUAAAAAGUUCAUUUUCGCGCUGGCGUUCUACAAUGCACUGUGCUUGGAGCGGCGCAAGUUUGGCGCCGUGGGGUGGAACAUCCCGUACGAGUGGAUGAACUCGGACCUGAAGACCGGCAUGCAGCAAGUCAAGCUGUACCUGGAGGAGCAGGACGAGGUGCCGUUCGUGACACUCAACGUGAUGGUGGCCGACAUCACGUACGGCGGCCGCAUCACCGACCGAUGGGAUAAGCGGACCAACUCGUCCAUCAUGCGCAAGCUGUUCCACGAGAACCUCCUCGACGACGCGUAUCGCUUUGCCACGUCCAACACGUACUUUGCCCCGGCGACGGGAUCGUUGGAAGACACAAGAAGGUACGUGACGAGUUUGCCGUUGGUCGACGCGCCAGAUAUCUUUGGCCUGCACGCGAACGCCGACAUUACGUUCCAGCAAAAAGAGACGAGUCAGUUGAUCUCGACGAUGCUGCUCAUGCUGGGGGGCGGCGGCGGCGGCGGAAGUGGCGGAGACGCGAGCGACAACGACGCAGUUGUGAUGGAACUCGUGGUGUACAUCCAGGACCGGAUGCCCGACAUGUUUGACGAAGCCCGCGGCCAUGCCGACAGUUUCAAAGAGACAAGCGGUAGCCGCAACUCACUCGGUGUGUUUCUCGGCCAAGAAAUGAUCCGGUUCAAUGGUUUGAUGCACGUGAUGAACACAACACUGGAGAACCUCAAGCGCGCGAUCAAGGGGCUCGUGGUCAUGUCGGGGGCACUCGAGCGCAUGUACACGGGGUUCCUUCUGCAGAAAAUCCCCAAGGAGUGGGAGGACGCGGGGUAUCCGUGCCUCAAGCCGCUGAGUUCGUGGGUCGAAGACUUUUUCCGGCGACUCGACGCGAUACACACGUGGUUAGUGGAUGGCCCCCCGCAGUCAUACUGGCUGCCAGGGUUCUUCUUUCCCCAGGGAUUUAUGACUGCCGUCAAGCAAGUGUAUUCCCGCGAACAUGAGAUCGCCAUCGACGCGCUCAUCGUCACAUGCGAGGUGCUGUCGCACGGCGUCGACGGUGUCACAGGACCGCCGGCGUUUGGGUGUUACAUCUCGGGGCUGUUUAUGGAAGGCGCGCGCUUCGACCGGACGACCAUGCGGAUCGGCGAGUCGACCCCCGGCGACCUUUUUGACCGGAUGCCCAUCGUGUGGCUGAAACCCAUGCGCAGCAUCGAGUACAAGCCCAAAGGAGUGUACGAGUGUCCGCUGUACAAGACGUCGACGCGGGCAGGGACGCUGUCGACCACUGGCCACUCGACCAACUUUGUCGUAGCGCUAGACAUCCCCACCAAGCAAGCGCCGGACCAUUGGAUUCGACGCGGCUGUGCCAUGCUGUGUAUGUUGGAUACGUAGGCCGGUCGGCAAGGAACGGAAAAAAAUAAAUGUAUAAAUUACAGGGGUGGGAAGAUUGGGGUGUGGCGGUCAGUCAAUGAUGGUGGGACGACGACAGGCGGCGCAGCUUGUGCUUGUCGUUGUGCUGCUGCACGAGUAACUGCAGUUCCAUGUGGU
Molecule: messenger RNA, 12421 nt
Organism: Aphanomyces astaci
Lineage: Eukaryota; Oomycota; Saprolegniomycetes; Saprolegniales; Verrucalvaceae
Exons: 3
Coding region: 59-12265 (4068 amino acids)
Biological process (GO): microtubule-based movement
Cellular component (GO): dynein complex
Molecular function (GO): minus-end-directed microtubule motor activity; ATP binding; ATP hydrolysis activity
Source: RefSeq, a predicted model, not a curated record